AUAUGCGCUCCACGGACCAGCAAUGAUGGAAAUUAGUUCAGGCAAUGACGGACAAAUGAAUGGCGCUGUGAUCAUGGAGCAAUUUCAGUAUUCGAGUCAGCAAUUGUUGCUGCAGACUCCACAGCCUGAUGACUUCAAGAACACAGAGCUGAGUACUUUUGACAGGUUGCUGCGCUCAAAAUGGGACGCUGCAGUUGAAUUGGGAUGUUUCCGCUAUCGCAUCGAUGAGCUCCAAACAAAGAUACUUCCAGGUCCGAGAAAGAUAGUUGCACAGCUAAACAUCAAGAGAGCUAUAGAGAGAAGGAAGCCACAGAAGAUGACCCACAUCUCCCAGCCAUUCAACCCUGACAUCUUUAACUUUACUAAGGUCAAUCCUAAAGAGGUUUUAUUUGAACUAUGUCCAGAGAGGGAUACUUCAGACAGUGUAACAGACGAGACUCCAUUGUGCAAUGGUGUAACAGAGAGCCAACAUCACAGCGUGCUAAUCAACGUCAGCCCCUUAGAGUAUUGUAAUAUACUCCUCGUGCCAAAACGCUACCAAUGUAUUCCACAGGUUCUAACUGAAGAUGCAAUUCUCCUAGCUCUGGAGGCCGUCUUGUUGAGUGCUCACAGAGGUUUUAUACUAGGGUUCAACAGUUUGUGUGCAAUGGCAUCAGUGAAUCACCAACACUUCCAUGGUUACUAUUUGGAACAUGAACUCCUCAUUAGGAGGACGGCAACUAGGCCAGUGAUUGGUCCAUGCCAUGAGCUCACUGACUGGCCAGUCAGAGGUUUUGUCUUCCAGGUCAAAGGUCAAACAGUGCAAGAAACGGCAAGGUCCGUCUACAAAGUGGCAUCUGUACUACAACAAAAGGAGAUAGCUCAUAAUCUGUUUAUCACUCGGGGAUGUGCAUUAGAUGAUGACAGUCAGAUCCAAGAGCAGACCGUCCGACUUGUCUUAUGGCCGAGAAAAUCCUUUUUUGGUGCUAAGAACGACAAGACAUUUCCUGAAGUUGCAUUCAAUGUCGCAUUGUGUGAGCUGGCAGGCCAUCUACCUAUCUACAGUAAAGAGUCUUUUGACGAGCUGACAGAAGAAAAAGCCAUUGAACGUACCCGGGAAGUUUCACUGUCGUCAGAGGAGUUUGAAGCAUUAAAAGACAGUGUGAGAUCUGUGUUCCAGAAGUGGUGA
This is a messenger RNA of Patiria miniata (bat star), 1168 nucleotides long. Its product is annotated as GDP-D-glucose phosphorylase 1-like. The coding region runs from base 23 to 1168 and encodes 381 amino acids. The record is from RefSeq and is a predicted model, not a curated record. Gene Ontology annotation, cellular component: cytoplasm. Gene Ontology annotation, molecular function: GDP-D-glucose phosphorylase activity. NCBI's taxonomy places the organism in Eukaryota, Metazoa, Echinodermata, Asteroidea, Valvatida, Asterinidae. Gene Ontology annotation, biological process: glucose metabolic process. The transcript has 11 exons.